Molecule: messenger RNA, 2010 nt
Organism: Guillardia theta CCMP2712
Lineage: Eukaryota; Cryptophyceae; Pyrenomonadales; Geminigeraceae
Exons: 22
Coding region: 1-2010 (669 amino acids)
Biological process (GO): phosphatidylcholine biosynthetic process
Molecular function (GO): S-adenosylmethionine-dependent methyltransferase activity
Source: RefSeq, a predicted model, not a curated record
AUGCGGUCGUCGUGGACGGGUUUGGCCUUUUUGGCUCUUCUUGGAGUUGGAUUCGUGCUUGCAAGCACUGCCCAAGUACAGACAAUGUCUCAUACUGAGAGAUGGAACGACCUGUCUGCCAAGUUUCGUAAUUAUCACCAGGAUCAGUUCAACAUCUUCCUGCACAUGAUAACUACUCCUCUUGGAGUUCUCAGUGUCUUGUCACUUGUCAACAAGGUGACAGGAACCAGCUUUCUCGCAAAGAUCUUGGCCCUUGCGUAUUGUGUGUCCAUCAUGGACAAGCUUCCAAUGCACAUUCUUGCCUUGACCACCUUGGUGUCAACUGGAAUCGCCUUGGGCUCAACCCUGUCGUCUGGCCUUGGCUAUCUGACCCACAUGGUCAUGUUCAUCGUUGGAUACUUCGGACAAGAUCUGGCUCAUUUUGCCACGGGCGAGAAGACCUUCCAGAGCAGCUACCAGCAGGACUCCAACUUCUUGGAGCUUCUCGCUGAGCACACCUACUACCUCCUUCCUCUCGUGUUCGAGAGCACCAUGCCUCCUCAGACUGCAUGGACUGGUGGUGAGGCCAAGUUCGAGCAGAUCGUGCACACCCUCCCGUGCUUGGUGGCUUUUGUCGUUUACUUCUUGAGCACCUCCGGCGCUCUGCUCUUCCCCUGGCAGUUCCAGAAGUCGAGGGUGCUGAUCGUCAAGCUCAAGGAUGCUCAGGACUUGAAGGACCUCGCUGCCAUCCGCUCGUGGGCCAUUUCCAAGGGUCCUUCCACCUCAACCUCUACCCACUGGUGGUACCAGGCUCCCAAGCCCGAUACUCCCCCUGAGCAGUGCUUGGAGAAGGCCCCCAAGGAUGCAUUCUACAGGAUUGCCAACUGCCCUACCAUCACGAACUUGUACAAGAACCACUUCGGAUCCAACUGGAAGGUUGAGGUUUUGGAUGGGAUGAACGAGGUGUACGUGUCCGCCCCUCAUACCGUCAAGAAUACUUCUGAUGAGGUCUUCUACACGAGACAUAUCGAUGGACCAUACUACUACAUCCCCUUCAGCUCCUGCUUCCGUAUGAUCAUCGGUCUUGAUGCCAAUGAGGAGAUCACCACCAAGUUUCCUCUUGUUCCAACCGAGCUCGCUGCUCAGAACGGAGAUGUUCUUGCCUUCGACUUCCAUAGAGAGGUGCACUACAUCGAAAAGAACUAUGGUGUUGUCAACAAGGACUUCCGUAUCGUGCUCAAGGUCCAUCACGUCAUCUAUCCCUCGUGGGCCUGGCCUUUCGGAAAGCUCAUGGGAAUCUUGUCCACCCGCUACAACAAGUUGUUCCGCUCCCUCUUCCUCUACACCAUCAACCCCAAGGGACUGUUCAACAGGUUUGCGGCAUGGAAUGUUGUCUUCUGGACGAAGGUUGUGCAUCAGAUCGAAGAGAAGGUCGGCUACUGCAACAUCGGAUACAUCGCAGCCCUCGCUGUCGUCUCCUUUUUCACCACCUACAAGGUGUUCCUGGUGGGCACAAGCUUCAUCCACUACCUGCGCUACAUCAACACCUACUACCAUCGUGAGGGCGUCGCCUACGGAGUCUUCAAGAGAGACGUCUUCCUCUUCAAGGCUCUCUCGAUCUCCCAGCUCGUCUUGUUGUAUGCGUCAGCCGUCACCAACAACUUCACCGACCUCUCGCUCGCCUUGAAGACUAGCCCCAUCGACUACGCCAUGAUCUUCGGAGGCUAUGCUCUCUCCAUCUACACCACCUUCCAGCUCGGUGUUGAUGGAACUUACUUCGGGAUUGAGCUCGGCUUCGUCAAGGCCUCCAAGCACUACGUGCAGAAGUUCCCCUACGGCGUGAUCCCUCACCCCAUGAUCCUCUCCCAGUGCGUCGCCAUGCUCGGUUUCAUGCGUGCGGAGGCCUUCAGGUCCAGCUGGCCCUACCUCGUGCCCGCGCACGUGUGCCUGUACAUGGUGCACAUGCUGCAGGAGCACUUUGACAUCUACAAGAACAAGGCGAGCAAGUCUGUUUCUUUGAAGAGCGCGUGA